Messenger RNA from Echinostoma caproni, 768 nucleotides. The record is from the annotation of a GenBank genome assembly. Lineage: Eukaryota; Metazoa; Platyhelminthes; Trematoda; Plagiorchiida; Echinostomatidae.
AUGACCUCAGUGGCGCCGCCGAUUGUGAAGGAGCACUUUCCGUCUAAGCGGGGAAAGAUGCAAGCACACAAUAUGGCAUUCACUCCACUAGCAUUCUCUAGAAAAAUCGAUGUCGGUUCACCUCCGACCGCUGGGGCAUUUAUGGAGAAACCAUUGAAACAUGCCACACAAUUUCGGAUAUUUUACAACCGCGGAGAUUUUCCAUUGGCUUUGGAGCACGAUAGCAAAGGAAACAAAAUUGCAUGGAAAGUAGAGAUAGAAAAGUUGGAUUAUCACUACUACCUGCCUUUGUUUUUUGAAGGUCUUGCUGAGACCGAACAUCCAUUUGAAUUUUUCGCCCGACAAGGUGAGAUAUUUGUGAGUUGUUUCAUGAACUCUACAGGUGUGCACGAUUUGCUUGAACAUGGAGGGGGUCGUGUACUCAGCGUUGUUCCGCAACUGAUUAUACCAAUCAAAAAUGCUCUGAAUUUAAGAAACCACAAAGUUUGCUGUUCAGUUUUAAAAGCAAUCCAACAUCUGGUCAUUUGCGAGGAAAUGAUUGGUGAAGCACUAGUUCCAUAUUAUAGACAACUUCUCCCCGUCAUGAACACCUUCAUCAAUAAAAACAAAAAUUUGGGAGACGGAAUUGAUUACAGCCAGCAGAAACGUGAAAACCUUGGCGACCUAGUUCAUGAAACACUGCAGUUACUAGAGAAGCAUGGUGGGGAAAACGCUUUCAUUAACAUAAAGUACAUGAUCCCAACAUAUGAGUCAUGUAUGCUUCAGUGA